Messenger RNA from Hylaeus anthracinus, 1171 nucleotides. RefSeq names its product RCC1 domain-containing protein 1. NCBI's taxonomy places the organism in Eukaryota, Metazoa, Arthropoda, Insecta, Hymenoptera, Colletidae. Bases 7 to 1026 code for a protein of 339 amino acids. The record is from RefSeq and is a predicted model, not a curated record. The transcript is spliced from 6 exons.
AACACGAUGCUUUAUUAUGCUGGUUUCAAUACCAGUACAUUGUUUUCCAACAGCGAGGGAGUAAUUUUUGCUGUAGAUUCGUUUACAGAAAUUCCAUUUCCUGGAAUUACAGAGUUCCAAAUAGGUUGGAGUUAUUUUCUACUUUGGAGGGAGAAGGAAUUGUAUAUUUGUAAGAAGGCUCAAGAAAAUAUUACAGAUGAUAAUAUCAUAUUAAUACAAAUACCAGAGAAACCGUUAGACAGUUGUCGACAAGCUGCAGUUGGCAAAGACAGUAUAGUAAUCGUAUCGAUAGACAAUGAAAUGUGGAGAUAUAAGAUUUAUGAAAACUCUUGGAAUAAGGUGACCAACUUUAUUCCAAGCAAUGAUGAUUUGAAAGAUGAAUAUCCAGUUAAAGUUUUACAAGGAGGAUGUACGGUAGUUCUCACCAAUUUAGGUCGUGCGUUUAACGUUCCAAUAUUGGUUGAUAUGCCAAAGAGGGUAAAGUUUGUAGACGUCGCUUGCGGAUUCGAUCACGCUAUCUUACUGGCGGAAAAUGGUGACGUUUAUUCAAUGGGAAUGGGAACGCGCGGUCAGCUAGGACACAAUGAUUUGGAGGACUGUGACGAUCCAAGGAUUAUUGAGGCUUUAGCUGGUCUCAAAGUCGUUCAUAUUUCCGCCAUGGGUUGGCACAGUGCGGUGGUUACGGAUCAGGGUGACCUUUACACGUGGGGAUGGAAUACGAAUGGAGAGUUAGGGUUACCUGGCCAAGCCAGCAAAGUAGUGGCUGUGCCCACGGUGGUAGAUUUUACAAACGAUCGAAAUGAGAACGUAGAGAUGUCCGUGAAAAAAGUCGAAUGUGGAAAUACAUUCACCGUUUGCAUGAUGGAUGACGGAACGCUUUGGGGUUGCGGAUCUAAUAAGUACGGGCAGUUAGGACAACCUCGAGAGGCACUACCGAACUCCCCAAAGUUUGUCAAACUCGAAGUGCCUGCAAAUAUUAAAGACUUCAAGUGUCGCGACUGGGGAACCACGCUCGUAACCGAUUGAUCUUGUAAUCUUUCACGGAUAAUAAUUUCUCAAAAAAAAAAAUAAAAAAAAAAUAAAAAAAUAAAUAAAAAGAUGUUUUUCCAUCGUCCGUUGAAUUCUCCUGGUUUACCGCGUGUCCUCGUACUGUUCAAAUAUUUCCAACGCA